Molecule: messenger RNA, 1767 nt
Organism: Musa acuminata AAA Group (dessert banana)
Lineage: Eukaryota; Viridiplantae; Streptophyta; Magnoliopsida; Zingiberales; Musaceae
Product: transcription initiation factor TFIID subunit 8
Exons: 1
Coding region: 482-1573 (363 amino acids)
Cellular component (GO): transcription factor TFIID complex
Molecular function (GO): protein heterodimerization activity
Source: RefSeq, a predicted model, not a curated record
CGUUCUUGCUCUCGAUCACUCUCCCUCUCUUCUUCACUUUCGAAAUUUUAGGGUUUAUCGCGGGUUUCUUGAUCUGUUUCUUGUUCCCAACUACCUUUUCUCUGGAACCGUUGAUUCUUUUCUCCCAUUUCUUGCUCCGUCGCGAUCAAUUCCUCUUGUCCCCAAACCCUAGAUCUUGCUGUUCCUGGGUUAGACCUUCUACCGAUUUCAGGCAUUUAAGAACCGGAUUGCUGCCCCGGCGACCACCUGUCCCCCACCGGCUUCAGGAACUCCUUAGCGGUCUAUGUAGUGGAUAUUGGUACGAAUGAUACUGCAAUCUAGGGUUUUCCUAAAGGAUCCUUGUUGAAACCCCAUCCCAGGAUCGCGCACACUUUUGCCCUUUGAGCUUCGGAGGUCCAGCGGAUCGACAGAGAGUGGUGGUGAUUGGCCAAGCCCCUGAUUCUGGCGCCGAUUUUGGCGCCGAUAAUAUGAUCAGUUGAACAUGAGCGAUGGUGGCAAGGAGAGUGAAAGUGAUCAGCAGAGCAGCUUGAAGAAGAGUCUGCCGUCAUCGGCAACUGACGAGUUCGGCCGUGCCGUUGUGAAGAUUGCCGUCGCCCAGAUUUGUGAGACCGUCGGGUUUCAGGGAUCGCAUUACUCUGCCGUCGACGCCCUCACAGAGGUCACGGUCCGGUACAUAUGUGAUCUAGGCAAAAGUGCGAGUUUCUAUGCUCAUUUGGCUGGUAGAACGAGUUGCAAUGUUUUUGAUAUCAUCCAGAGCUUAGAAGAUUUGAGUUCGCAAGCAGGUUUUUCUGGCGCAUCUGAUGUUCACCAUUGCUUAGUUGGUUCAGGUGUUGUUCGAGAGAUCACUCAUUUUGUUAGCACAAAAGAGGAAGUCCCGUUUGCUCAGCCCAUUCCUAGAUUCCCUAUUCCUCGUGUACCUAAGGCUACACCUAGCUUUGCUCAGGUUAACAAAGAACCACCGGGAAAGCACAUACCUGAUUGGCUUCCAAGGCUCCCUGAUCCUCAUACUUAUGUCCACACGCCUGUUUGGAACAAGAGGACCACUGAUGCCAAAACAGACAAGGUCGAACAAGCAAGGCAGCGGAGGAAGGCAGAAAGGUCUUUGUUAAGCUUACAGAAGCGACUUGCCUCCAGUGAAGCAGCUGGGUUUCAACCAACUGGUGAUGGUGAUGUUGGGAAGGGGAAGCAGGUGGUCGGUAGCAACCCAUUUCUGGCCCCACCUUUACCAUAUAAAGAAAAAGCAGUAUCUGAAAAUGCUCGUCUACAUGAGGCAGAUGCUGGCAAAAGGUUAUCGGUGCUUGAGACUUUUGCUCCUGUCUUUGAGGCUGCAAAGGUGGGUUCUCUUGACUAUAGUGCUAGUGACAGGAAGGUUGUUCUUAGAAGCAGGCCUACAGUGCAUUUCAAGAUUGGAGUCGACAAGAAAUCUAUAGCUGCAUCAUUAUCUUCUAAUGCUUUGGAUGCAAGAAAAGAUUCGUGGCCUUUGAGGGAUGACGAGAAGGAUGACAAGAAGAGGAGAGCAGAAAUGAUACUUAGAGAAGCUAUGGAGAAGCCACAUGAUCUUGCUCAGCUGUAAAGCUCAUUUAAACAGGCUUGCAGUGAGGAAUUGUAACAGUAUUUCUUGGCAUAUCAAAUUUGGUGGAAAUUAUGUUCCCAAUUGUUGAGCUAUGUGAAAAACCUUAGGUAUGAAACAUAUGUCAUCUGAAAGUCCAUUUCUUGAAUUUUUUUUUUGUUUUUUUCUUUGCAAGAGUAAAGAGCAAACAUUUAGUA